GAUUCUUCCAGUACGGAGAUUCAUGUGAAUCGCCAAGAUUCCGAUUCCUGUACGUAUGUGUCGGUAGCCACGUGUCCAUGGCGUGUCUGUAAUAUCUUUUUCUCCUUUUAAAAAACCAGCUAGGGUUCUUCCGCAAUGGUAGCUAUGGCGCCCGCAUUGCACGAUAAGGCGGCAGCAGCGGUCCUUCCAGAGGAGAUUUCGAUCGAUUCUUGCGGCAUUGAGCCGGAUCUCGAGGAUGCCGAUGCGAUCGGCAAGCUGCGGGGCGAGCGGGAGAUUGUUCUUGGCAGGAAUUUGCACGACCAGUGUUUCUCGAUCACGGAGCCCGAGCACGACGACGAGGAGACCGGCGAUAAGGAUGUGUACAUGGCUGGUGUUCUUGCGCGCUACCGGAAGACGCUGGUAGAAAGGACGAAAUAUCACCUGGGGUAUCCAUACAACCUGGAUUUCGACUACGGUGCUCUCUCGCAGCUACAGCAUUUUUCCAUCAACAAUCUGGGAGAUCCUUUCAUCGAGAGCAACUAUGGUGUUCAUUCUCGGCAAUUCGAGGUCGGUGUUUUGGAUUGGUUUGCGAGAUUGUGGGAGCUGGAGAAGAACGAGUACUGGGGAUAUAUCACAAACUGUGGGACGGAGGGAAAUCUUCACGGCUUGUUGGUCGGGAGAGAAGUUUUCCCGGAUGGCAUCCUCUAUGCCUCCAAAGACUCGCAUUACUCGGUAUUUAAGGCAGGACGUAUGUAUAGGAUGGAAGUCGUGAAGGUUGACACACUUCUAUCCGGCGAGAUCGACUGUGCCGAUUUUCAGCGCCGACUGCUGGAAAACCAAGACAAACCAGCCAUUGUGAACGUUAACAUAGGUACCACUGUCAAAGGAGCAGUGGACGAUCUUGACGGUGUAAUUAAAACACUGGAAGACUGUGGCUUCUCCCAGGACCGCUUCUACAUCCACUGUGAUGGUGCUCUCUUCGGGCUCAUGAUGCCGUUCGUGAAGAGAGCACCAAAAGUGUCUUUCAAAAAGCCUAUUGGAAGUGUCAGCGUUUCGGGACACAAGUUCGUUGGCUGCCCGAUGCCAUGCGGCAUCCAAAUCACCAGGAUCGAGCACAUCAACACGCUGUCCAGGAACGUCGAGUAUCUGGCAUCCAGGGACGCGACCAUCAUGGGAAGCCGCAAUGGCCACGCACCACUCUUCCUCUGGUACACUCUAAACCGCAAAGGCUACCGCGGUUUCAAAAAGGAAGUGGAGAAGUGCCUGGCAAACGCGCACUACUUGGCCGGUUGCCUCCGGGAGUCCGGAUUCGGGGCCAUGCUCAACGAGCUCAGCAGCACCGUGGUGUUUGAGAGGCCGCAGGACGAAGCCUUUGUUCGAAAGUGGCAGCUCGCGUGCCAAGGCAAGAUUGCGCACGCGGUGGUGAUGCCCAGCGUCACGGUGGACAAGCUCAAAGUUUUCCUCAAGGAGCUGAUUGAGAGCCGGAGCCGGCUCUUCCCGGACGGGAAAAUCGUGGCUCCCUGCGUCGCGGAGGAGCUGGGCGCGAAGAACUGCGCUUGCGUCAAGCACUCCUCCUGUUCCUGAGCUUGGUGCAAAUCUCUCGGGUGUACGUAGGUGAUAAGUAUCUGCGUAGAAGAGAUAUUGUGCUAGUGGAUGAGCGAGCCAACUUUUUCUCGAAACUUUGGACUCCAUACAAUGAUAGAGCUGUGGGAUUUCCAGUCAAGAAAUUUAGAAAGACAAGGUCAUGCUUUUGAGACCUUGAAAGAAAAUUAAAAUGAGAAGAACUCCAGAAAUUUUCUACAGA
Selaginella moellendorffii is the source of this 1783-nucleotide messenger RNA. RefSeq names its product serine decarboxylase 1. The transcript is spliced from 6 exons. Gene Ontology annotation, biological process: carboxylic acid metabolic process. NCBI's taxonomy places the organism in Eukaryota, Viridiplantae, Streptophyta, Lycopodiopsida, Selaginellales, Selaginellaceae. The coding region runs from base 136 to 1563 and encodes 475 amino acids. Gene Ontology annotation, molecular function: carboxy-lyase activity; pyridoxal phosphate binding. The record is from RefSeq and is a predicted model, not a curated record.